AUGCUAUAUUUAAGGUGCGAGUUUGAAUAUUGGUUGCUAUUAAUUCGUGCUGGCGGUGGCUGGGACUCGGGAAACAGAGGAUGGAGGGGCACUCUGCCGGCGGCGGCGGGGUGGCGGGGGGGAGGUCUCGGAGUUCGCAGUCGUCACAGUCCGCCGUCGCAUUCGGCGUCGGCUUCGGCUUCGAGCUCCGCUCGGCAGAAGAGGAAGUACCAGGCGACAGUCUCGGCGGUGGCACCGCCGAUCGGCGGCCCGUUCGCGGUGCCGGAAUCUGGGGUUGGAAGCGCCGCUCUCGCUUCCAACGACGACAUGGACAGCAUCAGCGCGAAGGAAGAGGAGGGGGAUGAGUACGAGGACGAGGAGGAAGACGAGGAUGAGGACGGAGAUGAGGAUCAGGAUUCCAUGAGGACCUUCACUGCUGCGCGCCUCGAGGGCCAGAACGCCCCGGGUGUUUCCGGGGGAAGUGGGAAUCCAGGAGCACGAAGCCACCCAAGUCGGAGAACCCCUCCGCGAUGAGCGGUGGCGCAGGGUCAGAGAUCGGCGGGAAGGAUGACCGGGGAGCUGCCGGCGCAGUCGUCGGUGGGGAACGCUGGGGGAGCCUCCGCGAAAGAGGAGGCAGCGAAGGGGAUCUUCACGGAGAACCUUCAGACGAGUGGAGCUUAUUGUGCCAGGGAGGAAGGAUUGAAGAGAGAGGCAAGUCCACUACAUUAUCAUCAUCAUCUUGUUUGCAUUCUUCUGUCCCGCCUGUGCCUCUGCGUCAGGAAUUUCGUUAGUGUAGGGUAUUCGUCUGUAAUGUUUCCAAACAAGGAUUUCGAUCGUAGAGAGAAUUCGAAGUUAUAGAAGUUACGUGCUACAUUUCAUAGAACUCCUUGCAUAAUGUUUCUUCUCUUCGGAGAAUCCAUAUCCACAAUGAGCUCUCUUUUCUAUUCAUGCAAGGUGGAUUUUAAGAAAAUAAGAAACCUCUGCACUUGUCUUCCUGCCCCCCCCCCACCUAUCCAAUUAUGACAGUUCCUUUUUCAGAUGUUGAGUCUAAGAGAUGAUCUCUCCUUUCGUACAUCUGGAAUUCUGUCUGUCUAGCUACCAUAGAGUUCUAGAAUAUGGUAGUUAAUAACAAAAAUUAUGCCUGCAGGAAGAUUCAGGAAGGCUUAAAUUCCUUUGUUAUGCAAAUGAUGGAAAUGACGAGCAUAUGAUCUGGUAUUCCUUUUCUUUGAUUUCUGUCCUCUGUAAACUUUCGCAUAAUAAGACUGUAUGGUCUGAUAUUCUUUGCCUUAGGUUGAUAGGAUUGAAGAACAUUUUUGCUAGGCAACUUCCUAAUAUGCCAAAGGAGUACAUUGUUCGCCUGGUGAUGGACAGGUAGCACUCCUAUUUUAAGAGACUUUCAUCCUGAAUGACAUUUAAGAAUGUCUGGAGUUUCAUUUUAGUGAUUACUUGGUUGGUCUCACUAGAGUCAUUUGUCUCUUUUCAUUAAGAAUGCUCGUUCUUCUACUUGUCAAUUAAGAAUUCUCAUUUAUUUGUCAGUUUUUGUGUUAUUCUUUAAUUUGAGUUAUAAUUAUUUAUUUAAUAUGUUUUGCCUUUUUCUUUUCUUUUUUGUGUUUCACGAGUUGUAGUUUAGAUAAAAUUUGCUACUUUACUGAACUUUAUGUAAUCUUUAUCCACUUUCCUUUUUUUUUUUUUUUCGGAGAUGUUUAGAUUAGUUUAUAAAACUUUGAAGGCCAUGAGAAUGUAAAUUCUCUUUUUAUCCAACAGUAUAUAUAUUAUCUUCAAAAUUUGUGCAUACAGAGGGAAUAGAUUUAGCAACUAUGAAUAUGCAAAUUUAAUGGUGAAAUUAACUUUAUAAAGGCCAUUACUUUUUGGAAGUGGUUAGAAUAUCCGUUAUGGGAAAAAAAAGUAUAUAUGCACGUACAUACUUGAGUACAUUUCGUACAAUGGUUAAUAUAUAGUUUCAAUUAAAAUAAAAUAUUAUGGGCAAAAUCUUUCUCUUCUAUCACAUGCACCAAUGAAGAAGAGAUCAUCCCAGUAAUUUGUAGAUCUGGAUCAUAUAUACUGAGCCAAAGGAAAGGAACAUACCAAUUAUAUAGACUAAUGUGUAACUUUGUGGUUUAUAUGUGAGCACAACUUUAGUAAAUGCGUAUUGUGACAAAAAAUGUGCUAAAUUACAGCAAGAGUUGAAGCAAGUAAGAUCAUUUUGGAUAAAAAUAGCCAUUAAACUGAAUUCGAUAAUAUAGGAUUUAGAAGAGUAGUCCAGAGGAUGAAAAAAACCCCAUUUCUCCCAGUAAUAAAUGUACGGUAAAGUCUUUAGUGAAACCGUUUGAGAACUUUCAUGAAUGUAAUAUAGAGGUCUUUCCAAUAUUAUUAAUGUAGAAGAGAAGUGGCUGCCGUAUAUAUGGUCUUUAUGUGGGUAUGGGAUAAGAUGAAAGAGCAGUUGAGAUUUAUAUGGAAUGAAGACGGAGGCAGUUUUGUUCUUGUUUUAUUGCUAGGCCUUUAAUUUCGUCCUACACCUUGCUGGUAUAGGAGACAACUGAUGUAUCUUGUUUCCUUCGAGAGAUUGCGAGUCACAUGGUUGAACAAAAAACUCUUUUUAGGUUUGUGUGGAUACCUUUAAAAUUAAUCAUGUGUGUGAAUAUCUUUUUUUUUUUUACUGACUGUGGUGGGGACUUUGACAUUGUUCUUGAUCAACAUCAUACUAGAAUCAAUGUUAGAUAUCUUUGCGGCUUAGCAUUUACAAUUUUUCCCUUUAAUCUCCUAGUUUUGCUUAUUCCAUUUUACACUUCUUGACUUCUGCUUUUUUGUUGUCACCUCCAGGAACCACAAGUCCAUGAUGGUCAUCAGGAAUAAUAUAGUUGUUGGUGGUAUUACUUAUCGUCCCUAUAGAAGGUAUAACUUAUGAUCUGGUUCUUAUUGAUUGUUUUGAUCCAUCAAAGAGUGAUGUAAUUCUUGUGUUUGUGUUUCAAAAUGAAGCCGGAGCAUCAGUGAUAAUUUAUAGUAUUUCCGUUUGUUCUUUCUAAUAAACUCAAUACUUUUGGGAACCUUGUUGAGGAAAACUACACAUUCAUGAUUCACAAAAUUCAGAGCUGUGCAUCAUAGUAGAAUGUUGCAUAUUUAUUUAGAAUUGACUAAUCCUUUGCAUCCGUUACCCCACAGUGAAAGAACAUUGAUGGCUCGUUGUAGUGAAAAAUAUUGCACGUUUCAUUUUCAGAUGUGAAGCUCUUGACUAUCAAAAAAGAGAACUAUUCAGAUAACUUUCAUUAUGAGGAAAAAAACAAAAAGUAAUCUCAUGUUGGUAAACAUGGGUUACUUGUGAAUUUUCAUCAUGAAAACCUUCAAUAUAACAUACUUUUGGCUCCCCUUUUUUAUUUAUUUUAUCCCCGUGUCUUCAUGCUUGAUGGCAAAAUUUCGUAGUGCCAUUCUUCAUUUGGAAAGAGGUUUUCUGCUUAGAAUUAGAUACUACAUUUUGGGGACGCGAUUGGAAUUUGAUUGCAUUAUUAGUUUUCAACAUUAUUUAAAAUAACUGUAGAAAGUUGUUAGAAUGUUGUUUGUGGUGAAAUGAUUAUGCCAUGAUUUACUUGUGGAAGAAAAAAAAAAAAACUUUGAUUUUUGUUUUUUUCUUGUAGGCAAUAACUCUUAUUACUGGCUUCUAUUCUGUCCUAUAUUUCUGUACAUUCUUUUGUUUUUAUUCUCUAGCGAAAUAUAAAACACACUGAUUGCAAAGGAUACGUUGGAUUAUGCAGUCAGAGAUUUGGAGAGAUUGCUUUCUGUGCAAUCAGAUCAGGUGAACAACUUAAGGGCUAUGGAACGAGAGUGAUGAAUCAUUUAAAGCAGCAUGCUCGUGAUGUUGACGGGCUGACUCACUUUCUGACUUAUGCUGACAAUAAUGCCGUUGCCUAUUUCAUCAAGCAGGUGUGGCUGCUCAUUUCAGCACAAAUAACAUUUUUGAAGUUAUUUGCUAAUUUGAUUUGCAUUUUUGCAUCUCGACUCUAGUUUUUCUUUUGAAAAGACAUUGGCAUGCUUACUUUAAUCUUCUUGGUCCAGUAUCACAGCUCUAUGUGAUACCAUUGACAUAAUUUAAUCUUCUUAGUCCAGUAGCACAGCUCUAUGUGAUAUUUUAAUGCUUCAUUUGUGAACUCUUGGUGGCACUUGUUCAGUUGUUAGUGAUAGUUAAAGAUGGUGCGUUCCAUUUACCUGUAUUUUUACUGCAAUAGUGGGGUUUUUUAUUUAAGAAAUACAAUGAAAGUUUCAUUUGUGUUGAUAGGGCUUCACGAAAGAGAUUACAUUCGAUAAAGAAAGAUGGCAAGGGUAUGCUUCUGUUUCCUUAUGCUUAUGUUUCAUUUGUAUGCUUAUGAUUCUGUUUCCUUUCAUUGCUUAUCUUGGUCUGUAAGAAUUCCAAAAUUGUUUUUAGAUGUCGUUUCUCAGUUAUCUGCUGUGUCGUAAAUGGGAACCAAAGAUUUCUUAUGUGUUAAAGUUCUCAUGAGGAAGAAUAUGAAGUACAAAGGUCAUGCCUAUGUAUCCUUUUGGUAUCCGGCUUCUAGACUAUUUCUGCAUUGUACAUUGAUUAUUUCUUCAUUCUUUAUGAUUAAAAUUUGGCUGCAUUGUUUUUGGUCAUCAGAAAUCCUUGAACGUUGAAAGGACCAUAGCUUUUAGUCAACCAUAACACCUUGCACUCAUUCUUUUAGUCCUUUGUUGAUUUAGCACUCUGAAAACUACAAUAUUCCAGGGAUAUGUGAAAUGACAAAAAAUUUACCUCAACAAAACUCUAGAGUUUGGUAAUGAAGGAAAGUGCUACCGCCCAAAUGAUUACACUCUGUUUUCAGUUCACUUUUGGCCAGACUACAGUGAAGAACGGGAUCAACUUUAAAAGACGGGAAUAUAAUUGAAAGAAUUCUGAUGAAACACCCUUAAUGAGGUGCUAACCCUGUAGAAAAAUUGAAGUUGGUAAAGCCAUAGAUUCUUCGACAUUUUUACAGAUUCAUGAAUUUCCUGAUUUGUAAGGAAUGAACAGUUCACAGUAAUACAUUCUGAAAGUGUUUAACGAUUGCAACUUUGAUUAAAUUUUGCUUAUUAUUUUCUUUAUUAAUUUAUUCAUCAAUUUACGUUGAAUUAUGACGAUAAUUGUGACAUGUUUGCAAAUUAAAAGGGGUGAUUUUUAUUUACCUUAAGAAAUCUUAUAUAUUGAGCAAUGCUUUACUGAAUGGCACUUAUCACCGGUCCAAAAGGAUGGUUAUUCAUCUCGGUUUUAUCGUUACUAAUAGUUUCUUCUCUUAAAACUGGUGCAUAUCCUAAACAUCUGAAGGAUCUUCUUAGUGUUUCCUAUGCAAAAGCUCUUUUCUUAGCUAAAAGUUUGUUAAAAGCUUGUUCCAUUGUCAUAAAGAUCAUAUAACGUUCAAGAUAUUUUAGUGCUUCUGGUACUAUUAGGACACCUAGAAUUAUAAGAGUUAUCUCGUAAUGCUACUUUUGGCGUACAUCUUUGUUCACUGGGUUAAAACUUGUGAGUAAAAUCUUCUGAAGAAAGAGAAUGUUUAUCUUGUAUCUUUCAGCUACUUAAAAGAUUAUGAUGGUGGUCUCCUUAUGGAAUGCAAAAUUGAUCAAAAGCUUCCAUUCAUUGAUUUAUCAACAAUGAUUCGGCGGCAAAGGCAGGUAGGUAUUCACUUUGUCUUAGUUUCAGGUGUGAAUUUGAUUUUAUCAUUGACAAUGAGAGAAAGCACCCUUUUAACCCUUACAAAUUCUCACACCCCCUUUGCGACCAUAAAGAUAUGUUUUCGCACAUAUUUUGAUAUAACCAAAGUUCUUUUUUAUAAAUAACCAUAUACAGUCACGCCAUGCUUUGGCAGAACAAAUUUUUUCGUUGAUAAUAUCGAUUUACUAUCAAACUCUCUUCAAUGCAACAAAAGUUGUUCAUACCUUUAAAUGAAACAUAUAUUUUUAAUUACCACUGUAAAUACCCUUCAAAAACCAGAAGAGAGGUACCGAAUAUUGUGGUUAUUUCACGUUGGUGGAAGGCUAUGUUCAGGUUUUUUUUGGCUGUGCCGCUGCUCUAAGAGUAAAGUCAAACUCCUAGUUACCACCUAUGCUUCUAUCAAGUUAAUUUUCAUGUGAAUAGGAUUCCAUAAUAUUGUUGAUUUCUUGUUUUAUUGGAUAUCAACGUUUUUCAUUGUCGGACAAUUAUUUGUGCAUCUAUAAACUCAUAUGUAGUAGUGCGGCAAUGAGUUCUAAAACCAUUCAUGAAAUCUCAGAUACCAUGCCAGUGUGGUUUAUGCAUUGUUAGUCAAUCUGGAUUUUGUCGGUCACAAAUCAUAAGAACAUUAGUGAUUUUAAAUCCUGAAUGUGGCAAAACCCUAUACAAUUGACAAUGCUUGGUUGUUUGGCUUGCAACUUUGGUUGUUGUGACUCUAAGUUUAAUUUUCAUUUUAUACUUGGUUGACGUUCUAUGUCAUUUACGUUUAAAAUGACAGGCAAUUGAUGAGAAGAUAAGAGAACUCUCCAACUGCCAUAUUAUUUACCCGGGGAUCGAUUUUCAGAAGGUUUCUAUCUCUCCACACAGCAGUUAAAUAACAGAUGUAUUUCAAGAAUUUUUGCAUUGACUUAUUGAGGAAAAUACGGACAUAUCAAUGUUCACCCAGUCAUCAAUGGACGCUAAGAACCUUCUGAGGACAUUGUGAUGAAUGAGGGCAUCUUACUUACAUUAUUAGUUAUUUCUUUCAAAUAAUGAAUUCAUACAUUCAUUUGAAAGCUGAAGCUUCUUAUCGACCAUUAUCAAAAAAAAAGCACAGUUUAUAUGAUCGUUGCUUUCUUCCAGAGCAUUCAAUAGUUAGGUGUAUGAAGGUGCAAAUGGCCUAAUAUUAUCCAGGGAAGAAAAACUAGGAGGCGUAUGCAUGUCAUUUUACAUCAUGGGACGAAAAACUUCGUAUUGUUUUUCUGAUUAUUACCUUUGAUAAGGGAAGGAAGUUUGUUUCCCCUCUUUCCCCACUGAUUGAUCAAUGUGAUCCCACCCGUCAAAAAAUCAGCCAUAGCUGGUUUUCUCGGAUUGGGCAUUUUUUCCUUCUAGAUUAAUAACAUAUUUUCCAAUUCGGGAGAUCUAUAUAUUCAGGUAAGAAGAAACCUGACGAUGUCUGCCCAUGCCGUUGACCAACUUGGAAUUAACUUAUGGAGUAGGUCACCACAUGCAUCAGAUGUGUUAUUCAUAGUUAUCACAUUUUUUUGGCUCUUUUAGGUUCACCGGAGUCUAGAAUCGUUCUUUUAUUGGCACUAAUAUCUGAAACAAUUCACCUGUAAGCUCCUGCCAGAUUAAUGUCAAACAGUUGCAUUUGAUAAGCAGAACUCCCUGCAUAUCCCCUUCAGCAAUUUAGCAUAUUUGGCGUCUUGCAUUUUUGGUCCACUGUGAUUGGUUACAACAUACACGAUCAUCCCUACGAAAAUGCUUCAAGAUGCUACUCCUUCCAGUGAUCAAAAUAAUCGUCAGGGAGACAUUCUGUGACUGCUAAAAUGGUACUUCAUUUUAGUAGUCAGAGAAUUUGAAUGGCAUGUGUUGAACUUUCUAGGAUUGUUUUCCUUUCUUUAUGUUUCUUUUCCAUUGUAUUUUCGUCCUUUCCUACCAUUCCCUGUGGUAAGUGGAUCCAUUAGACUGUUAACGGAUUCACUUAAAGACUAAUGUAAUGGGCCUGGCCCAUUAAGUCAUGUAACCCGUACUUAAGCGGGAAACCAUGAUAAUUGACGUAUUCAUUUUGGACUGUGGAAACCCUGCUCCAAGAAGUGGUGACUGGUUCAUCUUGCUGGAAGAGAAGGAUCGUGAAGAUUGACUCCUUUCAUUCUCCAAGUUGCACGAAUCUCAAUCAAGAUCAAUUGUCAACAACAUGGUCUUAAAUUCUUUUUUGCCAAGGUUGCGUGCCAGAUAGGCCUUUUAGAUGUUAACUCCAAGCUGUGGUUGUUCUAGGGCCCGGUAUAUAUGUGAAACUGUCUAACUAUUCAAGUUGACGAUGCUCAUACUCUGUGUCCAGACAUUUUAAACCGAUUUUCUUGCGUUUAUGUUUAAUUUGUGUUAAAACCUACUUUGAAUAUUCUUCUCUGAUAAAUCUUUGGUGAAUAUUGUUGUUAUACUUUACAUUUUUUUUUCAAAAAUUUAACUUGCUGAUAAUAAUCAUGAUGACUUUAAAUCACCAGUUGGCCGAGGAACAUGGUGUGUCCUUUUUUAUUUUUGUCCAAUUGACGUCCUCUCCUUAAGAAGAUGACUGGAAAAGGCAGUGGUGUGUUCCCUCUGUGCUGGAUACUCACUACAGUAAUUGCAAGGCAGAUAAAUUUUAUUGAGUGUUAUGAACAAAAUUGCAUUUCUAUUAUAUUUACCAUGGAUUAGCCACAAGUAUCUAUUUUUUGUAGUUUUACGAAUAUCACAGUUUAAUGAGAUGGCAAUUCUGUGAUGACUGAUGUUAUAUGGCACUUAAGAGCAGAUGAAUGAUAUUUUGCCUUUUUAUGAGUGUAUAAUACUAGCAUUGACAAUACUACUGUCAGUGUGAAAGUAUAGAGAUGGCUAUAUAUAUUCUUCCAAAUUCUUAAACAAAAGAGAUUACAUGCAUUCAAAUUGCAUGCGCAUGAUUUCAUUCUGUUCUAGAGAAACCUUGUCCACUAAUCUUUGUCUUUUUCUGUUUAAUUUAGAAAGAUGCAGGUAUUCCAAGGCAGCCAAUCAAAGCAGAGGAUAUCCCUGGAUUGAGUAAGUUGAUGUUAUGAUAUAUUGUUACACUGUCUUUCUAUUUAACGUGGCCCAAGCAAUCAAGCUUGGGCCUUUUCCCUCGGGCCUGGGGCAGUUGUCAACAAUGGCAUAUCUUAUGUAUGAAGAAGUGAAGGACUAAUACUAAUUCUUUGAUGUGCAAUCAAUGCACAAUUUUACAAGUAAAAGCACCAAAAUUUUCAAGUGCUCUUGGAACACCUGGAGCAGUCGAUGGAUUUGUAUAAAAGGCAUCAUAGGAUGUUGAUGGCAGCCUUAUUGCCAGAAAAGGUUCUUACUGGAGUCUCUACUGUUGGACCAAUGUCUAUGAGAAGAAUUUUCAAUCAUGAUAAGUUGAUUCCCCCGUAUAUCAUGUCCCCGUACUACCUGCUUACACACUAAGUUUGGCAUUGUAGCUGUUCUUCUCACUGAUGUUUCUUAGAUCCCUCCAAGGAAGAGACGAUGUCCUGUCCUAGACCUUUGUCAUCUUGAGAACCUGCCCAACCGGCAUUAGUAUCACCGUUGACUCUCUAGUGAUCAGUCUUAGAGUCUUAGGUAGUUAGCCCCUUAUGGGUCCAGAUUUCAUGGUCCCUGCGUCUCACGACUAUCUUGCGUAUUUUUCUUGGAAAAGGUGGUGAAUAUAGUUAAUGUACGAAUUAUAUGUACUAUAUCCGGCCUACUGAGUGAGUAAGGAAGCUUAGCCCUAUCAGUUGGCAGAUGCUUUCACCUCAGUCUCUUCAUCUCUUCACCACUAUCUUGCGUAAUGGUUGAACUCCUUAGGAGCAAGCAUCCCUUCAUCUCAGUCUCCUUUGUUAGAUCCUUGGUACAUUAAUGCGUUAAAUAACAGAGUCACCCGUCUAAGAUAGGAUAAAAGGGGUUUUAAUGUCAAUAUUGAGAUAUUUUUUUUGUUUUCUUAUUCUAACCGUCUCUAUUUGGGUAGGAUCGUACCCUAUUAUUUGGGGUAUGGGCAUGAUAACCCAUUCAUGUUGUCUCGUUUCUCUUGGUCUACUCAUCUUGGCAUGAUGUUAACUGUUCGUGGCCAAGUAACAAUUUGAGUUGAUCGCUAUCAUUUAUCUAAAAUAUCCUUGGUAAGUUGGCUGUUAAAACUUGAAUAAUGUCUCUCACAGACCGUGGCUUUUGUGUUAUCCAUUUCCAACUAUUCUUGGUGCCAGAUUCAUUAAUUUGCACAUGGUCUUUUCUCACACCUCUUGCUUUAUACCCCUCAAUUGUACAUUAGAGUUCUUGACAGUGGUGUGCAUCCAGAAAGUACAAACUAAUUUUUUAUAGUGGAAGGUCCACUUUACACUAUUUAUCUUUAAAGCAUUUAUUUCCUAAUACAAUAUCUUUUCCCACUUUUAGUCGUUGACAACCUCUACAAUAGAAGUCAGUGGACUGGAAGAAGAUGAGAUGGAAGAAGAAAACGAUAUUCUGGAGGGGAAAGAAUGUGUACAGUGAACAUAUUUCGAAAUAAUAUUUUAAUGGACCAUAUGGCCCCUUUCUUAAUAAUAGCAUACAGUGUUUGGCUGUGAUUCACAAGAAAGAUAAGUGAUGUGUUAUCGAUCAGACUCUACAUUCUUCACUUGGCAACUGGGCAUCAUUCCAAAAGAUCAAUUAUGUUGGGUGGGCGGGUUGCAGGAGUCCAUGAAAACCUUCUUUUUUACACGCUUUUAAUGUGUAUUCGCUCCCAAAACUGUUGUCUACAGUUACACACAUCUGGCUUUUCAUUUGUCCAGUUGGAUUUUAAUUUUUUUGAGAUUUCCUAGUUUCGUCAGGUAAUCUGAAUGAAGACUUUGUCUUAUGAUUUUUCAUGUCGCGUUUUGCAUCACGAUGACAAUUUAAAUUUAUUAGCCCACUUUUGUUUCUUUUCCUGUCCUACUUUUUUUUUCUGUUUAUCUAAUUUGCAAGGAGUAUUACAGGAGAAGCUGGUUGGACGCCAGAUCAAUGGGGCCACUCACGUUUUCGACCGAGCAGUGCGUCAUUUGAUAGCGCUAUCUAUCGUCAGUCAAUAAAUGCUUUCAUGCGCCAACUUCUGAAGGCAAGUCUCUUUUAUUUUUAGGAAACACCGGCAAUUAGAUAACUUCUUGGUGUGCGCCUGAGUUCUCUGAAAAGUCGUUCAGAUUAUGAGAAUCUAGGUAAGUAUUCAAUUUAUCUGUCAAUUACGUAUCAGUUCACUUGCAAAAAGGUUUUGGUUAAUAAGGCAGGCAGAAUACCGAAUUCAAUUGUUUUGUCGAAAUUGUAUAAAUACCCUACCUACCUAAAUUGACAGAAAAAUACAUACGUUGUCAGUCUUUUGUUUUAUUUUGAGAGUGUCGUCUCAAGCAAUCUGUCUAAUGUGAUGGUUAGUCAGGUAAGUUUUAUUGACGUUAACAUGUCGUACAUUUGGAAGUCUUAUCUAACAUUAUUGAUUUUUUAUCUUUCAACUUUUUGAAUAUUCUCCGAUUAUCUUAUAAUUUAGACAUUUAAUGCAAGGAAUGAAUGGUUGAUCAGAAAAGUUUAAGUAAAGUAAAUUAUUCGUAUGUUCCAUAUCAAGUAAAUUAGUGGAUUUUCUUCUUUCAAGGGAUUUAAGUUUAAUACAUAUGGUUCCCCCCGAUAAAAAGUCUUAAUACCCUAUGUUCCUGGAAGAUCAUCUUAUUACUCGACAUGUGUACACACUUGUAGCUUUUCUUUGUAAAAACCUAAUGAAUUGUAUUGAAGUUUCGUCUGCACGAUUGAUGUUAGCUGUAGUGUCACAUACGCUGCUGUUUUUCUCCGUUGUACAGCUAAUGAACGAGCAUACAGAUGCAUGGCCAUUCAAAGAGCCGGUUGAUGCUCGGGCAGUUCCUGACUAUUAUGACAUCAUCAAAGAUCCAGUAGGUGGGUACUAAGCACGCAUUUUACUUAUUUAAAUUAUCUAGUUAGAAAAAAUCCAGAAAAAAUUGAGCUUGGCAAGUUGACUCUUUAAGAAUUCAGAUCAUAAGGCUAGUUUGCCACUCGAUUCUGUCUUGAAUUUGUUUAUAGUUGUACGAAUUGGGACUCACUCAAGUCUAUCGGACAGUUCUUAAUAUUUCUUACUCGCAAUUUUAUUUUUUUGUGGUGAAUACCUUCUUGAAUAAAAAGUCAACUGCAGACCAUUGACAGCUUAUGGAAACAUUGCUCUGCGUAAAAAUUGUAUGCAUCCAUCUAUAUAUAUAUAUAUAUAUAUAUAUAUAUAUAUAUAUAUAUAUAUAUUUCUUGCAACCUAAUUGAUGAUUUCAAACAGCCAAUUCCAGACCAUUAACAGCUUGUGGAAACAUUGCUUUGCGUAAUAAUUGCAUGCAUCCAUCUAUAUAUAUCUUUCUUGUAACCUAAUUGAUGAUCCCAAAGAGCCAACUGCAGACCAUUAACAGCUUAUGGAAACAUUACUCUGCUUGAUAAUUGUAUGCAUCCAUCUCUCUCUCUCUCUCUCUCUCUCUAUAUAUAUAUAUAUAUAUAUAUCUAUAUCUAUAUCUUUCUUGUAACCUAAUUGCUGAUUCCGAAGAGACCUAUUAAGAAUCUCUGCAUUCCAGAGCUUACCCAUGAUGCUGACAUUCUUGAUUGUUCCACAGAUUUGAGGACGAUGUCUAGGAGAGUGGAGUCAGAGUAUUACGUAACACUUGAGAUGUUCGUCGCCGACGUGAAGCGGAUGUUUGCAAAUGCUCGAACCUACAACACCCCCGAAACCAUAUAUUAUAAGUGUGCAACAAGGUGGGAAAUAAUCAGCUCCAUGUCCUUCCCUUAUGUGCGAUUAUCCUAAAUCAUGCCGUUGAUUCAUGUCCUGUCAUAUUUCUGUGAUAUUCUCUAAAACCCCCCAUUCUUGAGCUGACCUCAGGGGGUCCCCCUCUCCUUUCAGGCUGGAAGCGCACUUCACAGGAAAGUUCCAUUCAGAGUUCUCGAGCUACAUAGGUAAGUUCAGCCACAAUGUGCGGACCGCACCCAUCUCGUAG
Molecule: messenger RNA, 12627 nt
Organism: Spirodela intermedia
Lineage: Eukaryota; Viridiplantae; Streptophyta; Magnoliopsida; Alismatales; Araceae
Source: the annotation of a GenBank genome assembly